Molecule: messenger RNA, 1086 nt
Organism: Peniophora sp. CBMAI 1063
Lineage: Eukaryota; Fungi; Basidiomycota; Agaricomycetes; Russulales; Peniophoraceae
Source: the annotation of a GenBank genome assembly
AUGGCGUGCUUCCUGUUUGCAGAACGGCUCACGCCUGCGGCAAACACACGAGCUCCCGGUGGUCCCGAGCAUUUGCGGAAGUGUUUGGAAAUACUUUACCGCGUGUCACAACGGAGCGACCAGAUCCAGGCGUUGGAGGACCCACAAUUUGAACUCAUGGCACAAUUCUGCUUCUUCCAAGUUCGCUGCUUCCUAAUCGGCGUCUGUCAGACUGCCCAGCCAUCCAAAAGAUCGUAUAACAUCAACACGGAUGUCGAUUCACCCAAUGGAACACAUCCUCUCAGACUCUUGAUCGACUUCAGUUCUGCGAAGAAUCGGCUUGACUCGGGCGUGCCACCCCAGUACCCGAUCUCAGAUCCGUCAGUUCCGUGCUUGGUCCCAUUACACGACGCUAGCUGCUGCCAAGAUCUACGCGAUAUGCAGCAUCUUCCUGCUUGCAACAUGUUGACUAUGAUAGUUCACAUGUUUCACGCAGGGCAACAGGAUCGGGCUGCGGUUUUGAACGACCACACCUUACUGCGGUUCAGUCAUCUACUACCUCAGGACGAAUCAGUUUUCCACAGUUGGGAGAAGACGCAUCUCAGUUUCGGUCCAAAGCUUUCUCCCUCGAGGAGGUUUCGCAGUCUACUACGGGAUGCCGGACUGCCCGCUGGAUGGUUGCAGAACGGUGCAAACCACAACGAUGCGCCUCCAUUGUCCAGGUUCUUGACUGAGACUUUUAAGUACAAAGGAGAGUCGGGGAAGGAAGAGACAGUUACCAUUCUCGAGAUACUGAAGAGUCUCGCGGAUAGAGUCGAUCUUACGCAGGCUGUAGAGGAAGACAGACUUGCGAGCGACGAUGGGGAGACCUUCCGGGGAAUGGCCCGAGUCAGAGACCUUUUCCCCCGCCACCCGCCAAGGUCUCCUGUACUUCCCGGCGAUAUGGACUUGCAGAAUGUGUUGGUUGAAUCAGGAGGGGCCAUCAACCAUCGCGACACGGAAGAAGGCUCAUCUCCCCGAGGCUCUAUCGUCGCAGCCGAGCCUCCUGCAGGCUCAACGACGUUACCAACAACUCAGCAGGACGACGCCAAGAAGCGUGCUGAUUGA